AUGACGGCGAUGAAGAUCCUAUGUUCCUCCACCCGCACCGCAUUUCGCUGCUCCCUUGGCUGGUGUCGCCAUGCCUCCUCCAAUUCGCGCUACGACUAUGACCUGGUGGUCCUGGGCGGCGGCUCGGCGGGAUUGGCCUGCGCCAAGGAGGCGGCUGACUGCGGUGCCCGCGUCCUGUGCUUCGACUUCGUGAAGCCCACUCCCUCGGGCACCAAGUGGGGCAUUGGCGGCACCUGUGUGAACGUGGGUUGCAUCCCCAAGAAGCUGAUGCACCAGGCCUCGCUGCUGGGCGAGGCGGUCCACGAGGCGGUGGCCUACGGCUGGAACGUGGACGACCAGAACCUGCGGCCCGACUGGGGCAAGCUGGUGCGUUCCGUCCAGAACCACAUCAAGUCGGUCAACUGGGUGACGCGCGUGGAUUUGCGCGACAAGAAGGUGGAGUACGUCAACUCGAUGGGAUCCUUUGUCGACCCUCACACCAUCGAGUAUGUGGCAAGGUCGGGCGAAGGGCGCCGGCAGGUGACUUCCGAGUACGUUGUGGUGGCCGUGGGCGGACGACCGCGCUACCCGGACAUCCCCGGCGCCCUGGAGCUGGGCAUCACCAGCGACGACAUCUUUAGCUACGAACGGGAGCCCGGCCGCACCCUGGUCGUGGGUGCUGGAUAUGUGGGUCUCGAGUGCGCCUGCUUCCUUCGGGGCCUCGGCUACGAGCCCACCGUGAUGGUGCGCUCCAUUGUGCUGCGUGGCUUUGACCGCCAGAUGUCCGAGUUGCUGGCGGCCAUGAUGACGGAGCGGGGAGUUUCCUUCCUGGGCACCACCAUUCCCAGGUCCGUGGAGCGACAGGCGGAUGGGAGGCUGCUGGUGAGGUAUUACAACACCUCCAACCAAAUGGAAGGCAGCGACGUUUUCGACACCGUGCUAUGGGCCAUUGGACGAAGGGGUCUCAUAGAGGACCUCAACCUGGAGGCCGCCGGAGUGAGGACGCAAAACGACAAGAUUGUGGUGGACGCCGCUGAGGCCACCAGUGUACCGCACAUUUUUGCUGUGGGGGACAUCAUAUACGGUAGGCCGGAACUCACGCCGGUGGCCAUUUUGUCGGGUCGCCUGCUCGCCAGACGCCUCUUCGCCGGAUCCAAGCAGCUGAUGGACUACGCCGAUGUGGCCACCACCGUUUUUACACCACUCGAAUACAGCUGUGUUGGGAUGUCGGAGGAAACGGCUAUCGAGCUGCGGGGGGCAGAUAACAUCGAGGUCUUCCACGGCUACUACAAGCCCACCGAGUUCUUUAUUCCGCAGAAGAGCGUGCGCCACUGCUACCUGAAGGCCGUGGCCGAGAUAGCCGGGGACCAGAAGAUCCUGGGCCUGCACUACAUCGGCCCAGUGGCCGGCGAGGUCAUCCAGGGCUUCGCCGCAGCACUCAAAUCGGGCCUGACUGUGAAGACCCUGCUGAACACCGUGGGCAUCCACCCCACCACCGCCGAGGAGUUCACGCGGCUCUCCAUCACCAAGAGAUCUGGACGCGAUCCCACCCCCGCCUCCUGCUGCAGUUAGUCUAGUGACUUUGUGAUUAGUGUAUUACGGUAGUGAAUAAAACACCUUGUUCUAA
This is a messenger RNA of Drosophila takahashii, 1606 nucleotides long. RefSeq names its product Thioredoxin reductase 2 (gene Trxr2). NCBI's taxonomy places the organism in Eukaryota, Metazoa, Arthropoda, Insecta, Diptera, Drosophilidae. The record is from RefSeq and is a predicted model, not a curated record. Gene Ontology annotation, molecular function: glutathione-disulfide reductase (NADPH) activity; flavin adenine dinucleotide binding; thioredoxin-disulfide reductase (NADPH) activity. Gene Ontology annotation, biological process: cell redox homeostasis; glutathione metabolic process; cellular response to oxidative stress. Gene Ontology annotation, cellular component: cytosol; mitochondrion.